This is a messenger RNA of Brassica oleracea var. oleracea, 1501 nucleotides long. RefSeq names its product RHOMBOID-like protein 1. The coding region runs from base 164 to 1306 and encodes 380 amino acids. Gene Ontology annotation, molecular function: serine-type endopeptidase activity. The transcript is spliced from 6 exons. The record is from RefSeq and is a predicted model, not a curated record. Gene Ontology annotation, cellular component: membrane. Gene Ontology annotation, biological process: proteolysis. Lineage: Eukaryota; Viridiplantae; Streptophyta; Magnoliopsida; Brassicales; Brassicaceae.
GCUUCUUCACGAGGAAUGCCCCAAAAAAAGGAGGAAAGAAAGACGAUUGAUUCAUCUGAUUCCCUUCGCUUCUCUGCUGAGACAAUGUCGUGAAAAAGCUCGAUCCUUUCUUUUAGGGGUGACACCAAGACGAAGACGAAGAAGAGAUCUCGUCCUCUCGAAAAUGUCUCGCGAAGGUCUGGAGAUCAAGGUGGUGGAUCCGCCGACAAGCAACGUCUCCGCCGCGCAAACUUCUGCGGGGGCUCGCGGGGGGAGGCAGCGCGCUUCUUUCGCGGAGUUUCGGCCUUUCAAGCUUUGGUUCCCGUGGCUGGUUCCGGCUAUCGUGGUGGCCAACAUUGUGCUUUUUGCUGUCUCGAUGUUCAUCAACGAUUGCCCUAAGAACUCGCAAAAGUGCUCGGCUAGGUUUCUCGGGAGAUUCGCGUUUCAGCCGAUGAAGGAGAAUCCUCUCCUGGGUCCCUCUUCUACGACAUUAGAGAAGAUGGGGGCUUUAGAGGUAACAAUGGUGGUGGAUAAGCACCAAGUGUGGCGCUUGUUCACUUGUAUAUGGCUACACGCUGGUGUUUUCCAUGUCCUUGCCAACAUGUUGAGCCUUAUCUUCAUCGGUAUUCGGCUCGAGCAAGAGUUUGGAUUCGUACGCAUUGGAUUGCUUUAUAUGAUUUCUGGAUUUGGUGGGAGUUUGUUAUCAUCUCUCUUUAACCGGGAGGGUAUAUCCGUUGGUGCCUCUGGUGCAUUAUUCGGUUUGCUUGGCGCUAUGCUUUCAGAGCUUCUCACUAACUGGACUAUAUACGCAAAUAAGUUUGCAGCUCUUUUGACACUCAUCUUCAUCAUAUCCAUUAAUCUAGCAGUAGGUAUUCUUCCGCAUGUAGACAACUUUGCCCAUCUCGGAGGAUUCACUUCCGGGUUUCUUCUAGGCUUUGUUUUCUUGAUCCGUCCUCAGUAUGGAUACUUCAACCAGAGGAACAACCCUCGUGGCUACGCUGCACCUUCUGCUAAAUCCAAACACAAGCCGUACCAAUACGUUCUCUGGAUCACUUCUUUAUUGCUUUUGAUUGCAGGAUAUACCGUUGGGCUCAUUGUGCUUCUCCGAGGGACGGAUUUGAACAAGCAUUGUUCUUGGUGCCAUUAUCUCAGUUGUAUGCCUACCUCGCUAUGGAACUGUAAAUCUCAAAAUAUGUACUGUAAGUCGAGCCAGAUUGGGAAGCAGAUGAACUUGACGUGUAUAGCUAACGGGAGAACAGAGAUGUACACGCUUGGUAACGAGAACCAGUCUCAGAUUCAGCAGAUGUGUUCCCAGUUAUGCAGCUGAUACCACCACCACUAAAACAUCUAAUUGCUUUUUAGACAGUAGGGAAUAUCUUGGAAAGGGACAAAGAUGGUUCAUUUAAUUUGAUUGUUCUUCGUUGAUCACUUUCUUGUUCUAUUGCAUAUGUCAGACUAUUCGUAUUUAUAAGAAUCAGUAACAAUGAAGCUGAGGGUAAAAGACAACUUUUGUUGCGGUGCA